Ochotona curzoniae (black-lipped pika) is the source of this 2715-nucleotide messenger RNA. It is a transcript of the gene SNX8, whose product is annotated as sorting nexin 8. The transcript is spliced from 11 exons. The coding region runs from base 1 to 1362 and encodes 453 amino acids. The record is from RefSeq and is a predicted model, not a curated record. Lineage: Eukaryota; Metazoa; Chordata; Mammalia; Lagomorpha; Ochotonidae. Gene Ontology annotation, biological process: retrograde transport, endosome to Golgi. Gene Ontology annotation, molecular function: phosphatidylinositol binding.
AUGGACCGGCUGCUGGCGGCGCCAGUCGGGGCGGCAGCUGAGGCGGAGGCCGGCGAGGAGGCGGAUCCCCCGGCGGCAGACUUGUCAAUGCCCCAGGUCGUCGGGCAGAGGGACGCCGACCACACGCAGAAGCAGAUGCCUGAGGGGCCCCCGCUGCUGCUGUCCUGCACACUGCAGGACCUGCUGGCCAAGGACAGCGUGCAGGUGGAGCUCAUCCCCGAGAAGAAGGGCCUGUUCCUGAAGCAUGUGGAGUACGAGGUCUCCAGCCAGCGCUUCAAGUCCUCCGUGUACAGACGGUACAACGACUUCGUGGUCUUCCAUGACAUGCUGCUGCACAAGUUCCCGUACCGCAUGGUGCCAGCCCUUCCACCCAAGAGGAUGCUGGGAGCCGACAGGGAGUUCAUCGAGGAACGCAGGAGGGCCCUGAAACGCUUCCUCAACCUCGUGGCCCGGCACCCUCCGCUCUGCGAGGACGUCCUGCUCAAGCUCUUCCUCUCCUUCAGCGGCCCCGAUGUGCAGAGCCAGCUCAGGGGGUCCGCCCAGUGCCUCGGAGACGAGUUCCUGAGCUGCGAGCUGGCUGCCAGGGCCAAGGACUUCCUCCCGGCCGAUAUCCACGCGCAGUUCGCCAUCAGCAGGGAGCUGAUCCGUAACAUCUACAACAGCUUCCACAAGCUCCGUGACCGAGCCGAGCGGAUGGCGGCCAGGGCCGUGGACAACGCUGCGGACCUGCUCAUCUUCGGGAAGGAGUUGAGUGCUCUAGGGUCUGACACCACCCCGCUGCCCUCCUGGGCCUCCCUGCACAGCAGCACCUGGGGCUCCCUGAAGCAGGCCUUGAAGGGGCUGUCUGUGGAGUUCGCGCUGCUUGCCGACAAGGCUGCCCGACAGGGCAAACAGGAAGAGAACGACGUGGUGGAAAAGCUGAACCUCUUCCUGGACCUGCUGCAGUCGUACAGAGACCUGUGUGAGCGACAUGAGAAGGGUGUGCUGCACAAGCAGCAGCGGGCCUUGCACAAGUACAGCCUGAUGAAGCGGCAGGUGAGCGCUGCGGCACAGAGCCGCGAGCCCGAGGCCGUGGAGCAGCUGGAGUCGCGCAUCGUGGAGCAGGAGAGUGCGAUCCAGACCAUGGAGCUGCGGAACUACUUCUCACUGUACUGCCUGCACCAGGAGACGCAGCUGGUCCACGUCUACCUGCCCCUCACCUCCCACAUCCUCGGAGCCUUCGUCAACUCCCAGAUCCAGGGCCACAAGGAGAUGAGCACAGUGUGGAGGGAGCUGGCGCCCAAGCUGAGCUGCCUGUUUGCGGCGCCACACACUGCCACCAGCACUGCCGGGGUCCCCACCGCGCGGCUGUGUCCUCUCUAGUGCCUGAGGCCCCAGCCUUCUCCCGCGGCCUCACGAAAGCUUCUCUCCAGUGUUGUCCCUGGCUCAUUCCCUUCGGACUGCCGGCUGUGGUGCUCCUGGGGGCUGAGCCCUCCCGAAGCCGGACAUCUGGAUAUGACAGGACAGCAGGGUCUGGUGCCAGCACGGCCCUCUGGCCACCUGCCCGCCCCGUCCUGGCCUGCUCUCUGGAUGAGCUCAGCGGGAGAAACGUGGACCUUGUUUGGACGGCAACGUCGUGGGAGCUGGCAGGGGGUGAGAGGGUCCCGGGCAGGAUACUGGGAGUGGGUCGGCGCAGCAGGCUGAGGACGGCUGCAAGGCCACUGCCUGCAGCUGCACACACUGGGCUGUCAGGGUGUGUUGGGAUCCAGGCUGCCCACACCUGCACCCACAUGGCAAGACGCACAUGCUUGCCAUGUCACACUCAGGCUGGUGCUGAGGCCACCAGCAGUCAGGGGCUGGCGCCUCCGGCCCGGGUGCUCCUGGUCCCUGGGCACUGGGGCUGGGGCCCAUGCCCGGUGGGGCAGCUGGUGGGCAGUGCUGCAAGAAUUCGCAAACCACCUGGAAUUGUUCUGCUGACUGGAACCUGUCCCUGCCUCCUCGGUGCCAGGAGAGGGUCUACCCAGACCACAGGCUCUCUGAUGUCCACCCCAGCACUGAGGACUCACCCGAGUCCGAGGUGAGGCUGCACUUCCCUGCCUGUGUGUCUGCAUGCAGCCUGCAGGUGGCCAGCCCCAUGAGCAGCCAGCUCUCAUUCCCACGAGGGGAGUCGGCCCCUCUGGCAUGCCAGGCCCUGUGGGCCCUGUCCAAGUGUGCCUUCCUGUCCUGCUGGCCGGUGGCCGGUCCCUGGCCACCACUGGCAUCACGGGACUGUAGUGCCUUGUGCCCACCACCCUGCAGAAGCAGCUGGAUAGAAGCCCUGUGCUGUCCCAGCACUGCACGUUGGCCCAGUGUCCCCGAGCUGUGACACGCGGCCUUGUGCGGUGGACAGAGGGGCGGGGUUUCCUACGUGCCCUGCACUGCUGCCCUGGGCUCUGCCCCCUGCCCCGGCAGAGCUGGGGAGGGCAUGGAGGCCGAGCCUGCCGGCCAGUGCUCCCCCAUCCCCCACACUGCCAAGUGGACUUCUCUGAGAACUUGACUGACAGGCCCCAUGCCUGGUCUGAGUUGAGGGGUCUCCCAGGCAGGGUCUGGGGAAGCAGGAGCUUGGCCCCCCUCACGAGGCUGCCGGAGUCGGUUACUGCUACCCUGGAAAACUGCAAUUGUUUACAGAUGACCCACACCCCGAAGUCUCUGUCUGUACACUUCUGCCAACAGUGAUUAAAUGACAAUGCAAACUGG